GUAUGGUAAUUUUCAAAUCAGAUGGGUCCUUAGAAAGCAAAGAAGCAUUUAUUAAAAAGUUAACAUGAUUCCAUUCUAGGUUUUCUAAGGCCAAAGAGCAUUCCACCCUCAGCAUGUAUGCUGUUGUUCUCUUUUGCCCAUUCCAUAUUAUCCCACGGGUAAGUCUGAGGUUCCUUUGUCUGGGAAAGAAGUCAGAAAAGGAAAAAUAAUAUUGACCCCUAUCUUCACUCCACUGGAAUUGCCCACCUCCCCCGCCAUUGGAAUUAUACACGAAGGGCUGCAUUCCUUCCGCUUUAUGGGGUAUGACCCGCGGGUGUCCUGAGGCUCGACAUGAAACUCGACAGAGUGGCAUUUGAUAGCAAACUGAUCUAGGACAGAAGUGUUCCGCGUUCCCCUAGAGCAUUUUUUCCCCCACUUUCCUUUUGUGGUUUCAGAAAUCUGUCUGCUGCAAGAAUCGUUAGGUCUUGGGCUCAGAUCUCCUUCCUCUUACCAGGCCUGGUAUUGACUCCAAGUGGGAGGGAGAGUCAGCAUAAAAGUAUUUCUCUUUUCCUUCUUGAAGGGGGUGUGUCCCGGGCUUGUCUGCCUACAAGGGCAGCAACAUGCACCAGGAGUUGCUUAUGAAUCAGUGGACCUGCAUGAAUGCCAGUGAGCUGCUGGUCAGGUAUUAGCGAUGUCUUUCCAAACAGCAUUAAGAAGUGAUUGAACCACAGGUACACUGGAGGAGGGGCUCCCUAAGGCUGUGAUGUGAAGAGAAGAAUCACCAGACCAGAGGGCAAAGUGUGGGGGCCUGUCAGGGACGUCAGGACUUGUGUGAGGGUUAAGGUACACCCAGGAAACCAGCUUUGCAGCCUUGCAUGGUACAUCAAUCGUCUGGCCACAGACCGUGACCCUGGUUGAGUCCACGGUAAGGAGGGAGACCAGCUGAAGAUGAAAUUCCGCAUGCUCUGGCUCAUCUCUUUCUUCACACUCACCGAUGGCAGGGAAGGCUUCCUGGGGAGAAAUGAAGGCAUGAAAACAAAAAGAGGACUCACUGUGAAUAAGAAAAAUCAUCCAGGCUCAGUCCAGGAAUAUGAGCUGCUGCUUCAGGUGGCCUACAGAGAUUCCAAGGAGAAGAGACACUUGAAGAAUUUUCUGAAGCUUUUGAAGCCUCCAUUGUUAUGGUUACAUGAACCAAUGAAGAUUAUCAGCGUAAAGGCCACCACAUACUGUGGGCACCAGAAUGGGGUCCUGCAGUGUUCCUGUGAGGACGGCUAUUCCUGGUUCCCUCCCUCAUGCCUUGAUCCCCAGAAAUGCUACCUUCACACGGCCGGAGCCCUCCAGAGGUGUGACUGUCAUCUCAACAACCUCACCCAGAGCCUCAGUUUCUGCGAGAGAGCAAAGGUUUGGGGCACUUUCAAAAUCAAUGAACGAUUUACCAAAGACCUUUUGAAUUCAUCUUCUCCUUCAUAUUCCAAGUAUACAACUGGAAUUGAAAUUCAACUUAAAGAAGCAUUCAAAAGAAUUCAAGAUUUUGAGUCGGUUCAUGUCACCCAAUUUCGUCAUUAUAGGGAUGGAAGCAUCAUGGCUGGGUUUGAAGUUGUGGGUUCCAGCAGCACAUCUGAGCUGCUGUCAGCCAUCGAACAGGUGGCUGAGAAGGUGAAGGCAGGCCUUCGCAAGCUGUUCCCACUAGAAGACCGCUCUUUCAGAGUAUUUGGAAAAGCCCAGUGUAACAGCAUUGUCUUUGGAUUUGGGUCCGGGAAUGACGAGUACACUCUUCCCUGUAGCAGCGGCUACACUGGAAACAUUACAGCCAGGUGCCAGCCCUCUGGGUGGCAGGUCCUCAGGGAGACAUGUGUACACUCUCAGCUGGACGAGCUGAAGAAGAAUUUCAGUGUGAUCGCAGGCAAUGCCACUGAGGCAGCUGUGUCAUCCUUGGUGCGAAAUCUUUCAGUCGUCAUUCGGCAAAACCCAUCAACUACAGCUGGCAAUCUGGCUUCAGUGGUGUCCAUUCUGGACAACGUCUUGUCUCUGUCACUGUCAAGUCAUUUCAAGGUGUCCAAUUCAACCAUGGAGGAUGUCAUCAGUAUUGCUGACCACAUCCUUAAUUCAGCAUCGGUAACCAACUGGACGGUGUUACUGCAGGAAGAACAGCAUGCCAGCUCACGAUUACUGGAGACACUGGAAAACAUCAGCAGCCUCGUACCUUCAACAGCUCUGCCCCUGAGUUUCUCUCGGGAAUUCAUUCACUGGAGAGGGAUUCCAGGGUCCCAAAGCCAACUUGAGAUGGGUUACAGCUAUGAGGCUAAAAUAUCCCCCCCAAAUACUUCCAUUCCCAUCAGAGGCCAUGUGUUAAUUGGGUCAGACCAAUUCCAGGGGUCCUUUCCAGAAACUAUUAUCAGCAUGGCCUCAUUGACCCUGGGGAAUAUUCUAUCCGUUGCCAAAAAUGGAAAUGCUCAGGUCAAUGGGCCAGUGAUAUCCACGGUUAUCCAAAACUAUUCCAUAAAUGAAAUUUUCCUGGUUUUUCCCAAGACAGAGUCAAAUCUGAGCCAGCCUCACUGUGUGUUUUGGGAUUUCAGGCAUUUGCAAUGGAACAAUGCGGGCUGCCACCUAGUGAAUGAAACUCCAGACACAGUGACGUGCCAAUGUACUCACCUGACCUCCUUCUCCAUACUGAUGUCACCCUUUGUCCCCCCUGCCAUCAUCCCCUUUGUGAAAUGGAUCACUUUUGUGGGACUGGGCAUCUCCAUCGGAAGUCUCACCUUAUGCCUAAUCAUUGAAGCUCUAUUUUGGAAGCAGGUCAAGAAAAACCAAACUUCCUACACGCGCCAUAUUUGCAUGGUGAACAUAGCCUUGUGCCUCCUGAUUGCUGAUGUUUGGUUUAUCGUUGCUGCCACUGCAGACUCCCCAGUAAGCUUUUCUGGAGUCUGCAUAGCUGCAGUGUUUUUUAUGCACUUUUUCUACCUCUCCUUGUUCUUUUGGAUGCUCAUGCUUGGCAUCCUGCUAGCUUAUCGGAUCCUCUUUGUGUUCCAUCACAUGGGCCUGCAUUUGAUGAUGGCUUUCGGGUUCUGCCUGGGCUAUGGGUGCCCUCUCAUCAUAUCUGUCAUCACCAUUGCUGUCACGCAACCUGGCAAUGGCUAUGAAAGGAAAGACGUGUGUUGGCUUAAUUGGUCUGAUAAGAGCAAACCCCUCUUGGCCUUUGCUGUUCCUGCACUGACUAUUGUGGCUGUGAAUUUGGUUGUGGUGCUAUUAGUUCUCACAAAGCUCUGGAGGCCCACUGUUGGAGAAAGGCCGAGUCAGGACAACAAGGCCACUAUUGUCCGCAUGGGGAAGAGCCUCCUCAUCCUGACCCCUCUGCUGGGGCUCACCUGGGGCUUUGGCAUAGGAACAAUAGUGGACAACCAGAAUCUGGCUUGGCAUGUUAUUUUUGCAUUACUCAAUGCAUUCCAGGGUUUUUUCAUCUUAUGUUUUGGAAUGCUCUGGGAUAGUAAGCUGCGACAAUUGCUGUUCAACAAAUUGACUCCUUUAAGCUCUCAGAAGCAAGCAUCAAAGCAGAACUCAACAGAUGUAUCUGCCAAACCCAAAUUCCCAAAGCCUUUCAAUCCACUGCAACACAAAGGCAUUUAUGCUCUUUCCCAUACUGGAGAAUCGUCAAAUGACAUCAUGCUAACCCAGUUUUUAUCAACUGAGUAAGGCUGCGAACCAUAAACUCAAGGGAAAUUUUUGGUGCAACUUGACAUUUCGAACGACAUGUCAGUGAAAAAAUUAGCACAAUAUUAGACGGAAUUUUCUGAUGUGGGCAUCUGGAAUAAAAUGAGAAGGUUUCAGCA
Molecule: messenger RNA, 3806 nt
Organism: Felis catus (domestic cat)
Lineage: Eukaryota; Metazoa; Chordata; Mammalia; Carnivora; Felidae
Gene: ADGRF1
Product: adhesion G protein-coupled receptor F1
Exons: 16
Coding region: 928-3669 (913 amino acids)
Biological process (GO): neuron projection development; cell surface receptor signaling pathway; adenylate cyclase-activating G protein-coupled receptor signaling pathway
Cellular component (GO): plasma membrane
Molecular function (GO): G protein-coupled receptor activity
Source: RefSeq, a predicted model, not a curated record